This is a messenger RNA of Coccidioides immitis RS, 3185 nucleotides long. Its product is annotated as SNARE-dependent exocytosis protein. The transcript has 7 exons. Bases 50 to 3046 code for a protein of 998 amino acids. The record is from RefSeq and is a predicted model, not a curated record. Gene Ontology annotation, biological process: regulation of exocytosis; regulation of protein secretion; establishment of cell polarity. Gene Ontology annotation, molecular function: GTPase activator activity; syntaxin binding; myosin II binding. Gene Ontology annotation, cellular component: plasma membrane; cytoplasm. NCBI's taxonomy places the organism in Eukaryota, Fungi, Ascomycota, Eurotiomycetes, Onygenales, Onygenaceae.
CAAAGAGCACAUGCAUCCGGUUCAUUUGGCUGUUUCGAAUUCAUGAAACAUGGCCCACUUCUUAAGAGGCAAGCAGGCUGGUAUCCAAAAUGAUUUGUCUGCGGGACUAUUUCCAGAGCUCUUUAUGCUGGAUGAAGUCGCCCGCUACGGAAUAAACUCCCGUAUCAGCGCUCUGGCAUAUGAUCCAGUACAGUCUCUUCUCGCUGUUGGAACAAGCGAAACACAAUAUGGGAGUGGAGAAAUCUACAUCUUUGGACAACAGAGAGUUUCUGUGGUUUUCCCACUUCCCCGCAAAGCUUCCUCUACCAUCCUUCAGUUCUCUGCCGAUAAGCUAGUCAGUGUAGACUCGAAAAAUGAAGUCUGCGUGUUUUCUCUCGUGGAGAAAAAAUUGGUGGCUUCUUACGCACCCCCAGGACUGGUCACAGCCCUCUUGACAGAUCCAUGCCUAGAUUACGCAUUCAUUGGGCUGCAAAACGGUGAGGUUGUCGCGUAUGACUUGGAUCGAUGGGCACCAGCACCUUUUAAGCUCCCAAACUUUUGGAAGGAGCGCAACCCGCGAGCCCGAGUGCUUCCGAUCGUAUCUCUGGCAUUCCAUCCGCGAGAUAUUGGGACUCUUUUGAUUGGAUAUGCCGAUGGAGCUGUGAUAUUCUCCGUCAAGCAAAACAAGCCUGUGAAAUACUUCCAGUUUGAGCUUCCCCCUGGUGCUCCUGGAGGGAGUUCUGACCCUUCCUCCCUGAGAGAUAUUCGAAGACCCAGAAUAACGAAGGCUAUCUGGCACCCUACAGGCACAUUUAUCCUUACUGCACAUGAUGACUCUAGUCUAGUAUUUUGGGAUCCGAAGGAUGGUAGGAUUGUGAUGGCCAGGACUCUUACUGAUAUAGAUGUAGACAAGCCUGGGUCUGCAUCAAGAACACCAGGUUCCACUCCGGAGACAUUUGCUUUGAAGGAGCCAAUCUUGCAUGUGGCGUGGUGUUGCAAAGAGAACCCCGACGAUACUGGCUUGCUUAUCGCGGGAGGCUCUCCAACCACUCAGCAAACCAAAGGAUUGGCCUUCUUUGACCUUGGGCCCACUCCAAAUUACCAGACAUCAUCGUGGCAGCUUCUUUCUAAUCAUUUCGCAUCUCCAAAGCGUGAGACCAGAUUGCCAACUCCCCCUAAUGCAGAAGUUGUUAAUUUCUGCUUAAUUCCUCGGUCCUCGCCGCAUUUUUCCGGCUCGCAAGACCCAAUUGCAGUCUUGGCUCUCUUGUCAUCAGGCGAACUGGUUACUUUGAGCUUUCCAAGUGGCCAUCCUAUUACACCCACAAAUAUGCUUCAUUUAUCGCUUUCAUUUGUUCAUCCGUUUGUUACCAAAAUGGCACUCUCUUCCGUUGACCGGACUAGGUGGUUGGGCUGGAGAGAAAAACGUUCGCUGGGCCCUAAGUUCCUUAAUGGAGGCGCCGAAGCGAAGCGUCAUAUGAAGCGGUUUGAGAGCCGUGAUAUUGCCCAGAUGGCUCAUGCGGAUGGCCUUAUUCGCAUGUGGGAUACAGGCCAUGAUGAUGAAAUCGAGAAUCCUACUAUCAUUCAGAUUGAUCUUGCCCGUGCGGUGGGACGCUAUCAAAACAUUGAGGUGACACAAAUGUCGUUAGCAGGAGCAGCGGGAGAAUUUUCCGCUGGAUUAAAGUCAGGCGAACUAGUUGUGUUUAGAUGGAACCGCAACCAGAAUGUCGGAAACGAUUUACCCCUGGGACAUAAUGAAGGCCCCGGACUUGUCACAAAUAUAUCCCACAGAACCGACCCUGGCUUAAAGGAGGGAUUCCUUCCCAUAAUUCUCCUCGAUCAGCGCCAAGGACCUGUCACAGCGUUAAAACACAGCGAUGUGGGCUUUGUAUGCGCCGGAUACCAGUCAGGAAGCAUUGUUUUCGUUGAUUUACGGGGCCCUAAGAUAAUUCACACGGCCAGCCCUGCCGACUUUGGGAAGCAACAUCGAAGAACAAGUCUAAUGAAAAGCCACGGAUCUAUUGAGACAGCAGCUGAAUGGGCGACGUGUAUCGAAUUUGGUGUUCUUAGCCUAGAAGGGGAUGAUUACUCGAGCAUCGUUUGCUUCGUUGGUACCAGUAGGGGCCGGUUAGCCACUUUCAAAAUAUUGCCGUCUUCAGAUGGUUACUCGGUGUCGUUUGUCGGUUCUACUUCGCUGGAUGAUCGGGUAUUAACUAUAUGCCCCAUCAACGCUGAAAAUGGCCAGCACGCCUUAGCUACGCAACAAGCUGUGUCAAAUUUACGAAGUGGAUAUAAGGUCAAUGGUAUCGUUGUUGCCGUGAGUCCCUCGGGUUGUCGUAUGUUUAAGCCUUCUAGCUCAAAGGGGGCUCAUAAGAGCUGGGAUGACUUCAUGUGCGAUUCCGCGACGGUUGUAAGAAGGGGAGACGCUUAUAGUUUGGUGGGAUUAUUUGGUGAUGGGAAGGCUAGAGCCUACUCGAUCCCGGGUUUGAAAGAAAUCGCUUCUGCCCCUAUUGAUAAGAUUUUGGAUGUGUGUAAGUUUGGCGACGCAUGUAUUACGUCCUCGGGUGAUGUGCUUGGUUGGGUUGGACCCUCCGAGGUGGCUAUGGUCUUCGUAUGGGGUGCUGGGUUACAUUUGGAUCGUUGUGCGGACAUUCUGUUUAAUCCCGAACUGAUAGUCCCACCUCGACCGACUAUCUCCAACCUUCAGUGGAUAUCUGGCACCCAGUAUGUGUCCACUAGCGAUAUGGAUCUUUUAAUUGGCGGCCCUGACCGACCUCCAUCGAAACGGAUGCUGGAGCAGAUGCGCCUUGAAGAACAAGAGCGACAAGCUGCCAGUCACCAGAACCGCCCCCGCCCGACCUCCUCGACAGAGCAAGAGUCCCAAGAGGGAUAUUGGGCAUAUAUGCAGCGGCAGAUGCAGGAAAGAACCGAGAGGCUUGGCAUCAUGGGAGACAACAUGGAUCGGCUGGAAGAAAACAGUAGCGGGUUUGCGGAUGACGUGAACAAAUUUAUCAGAAAUCAAAAGAAGAAAGCUGUCUUGGGUGUUAUCGGCUCGAAGUUUGGAUUUUAAAGCUAAGCUUGUUAGGUUUGAGUUGCGAGUUUCAUGGGAUUCCGCUGUUUGAAUAUUUUUAACCAAACAAUGGGGGCUAUGGGUUGUAAAUGAUAUCCUAGGAUUACCGUACGUAGUUAAUGAUUGUAUGCCUCGAUUU